AUGUCAAACCGAUACUCCUUUUCAAGGGAUUUUCAAGAGAAGAUUCAGAUUUUGGGGAAGUUCUUCCAAAAGAGAAAGUUUCUCAAAAAAAAGGACAAGGCCGUGUUGUGUAAGCAGACGGGAUUCCCUGAAAGUUUCAUCAAUAAUUGGUUCAUCCAGAGGCGGAAAAUUCUUAGGCGAGAGUCCAGGAGCAGUAUCGACUCAACAUCUUCAGACUUGACAGAGGUUGCACUAAUGGAAUUUUCAACUCCGUCGUUGCCUUCUGAAGCCAUGGGUCUCACACCUGUCUUCGACGCACCGCUAUCCUUGGAAACUGAGAGCACGUUUGGAGAAGAAGCUCCUCUUCUAGUGUCCUGCUCGCCGGACACAUCAAUCGAUGAUCCAGGAGCGCGGCCUCUGAUUUCAGGAGGAUCACAACAAUAUCAAGGACUUCUAAUGAUUGCACAGCCUCAAAAUCAAAUGUCAACUGCAUUCAUGAGCCCUCCCACUUCUUCUGAUUCGUGCAACUCAGCGUCGCCUUCUCCCAAAACGGAAGUCAUCACACCUUUCCAACCACCACAAUUCGAUGCAUUGGGCAGCAAGAACUAUAGCUUCACAACUCAGGAAUCAACCUCUGCACCAGGGAGCAGUCUCUCUGAUCAGGAGACAAUCAAGACUCUCAUCAACAUCGUUUGUGCCUACAAUCUCCAAGUACAGUCUCUAUUGGACAAUCAGGCUAUGAUGAACAACCAACUUCAGGCCUACGCGAAUGCAUUGGUCGAUCUGCAACGUCAACAACCUCAUUCCGCUCCCAUGAUAUCCUACUCGAAGCAUCAGGAGGAGAAACUGAAAGAUCAGUUCAAGAAGAAGCCCUACAUUGAAUUUGAAGAACGAAAGAAGUUGGGAGACGAGAUUGGGCUUACAGAAGCACAGGUUAUGUUGUGGUUCAGAGAGAAUCAAAGUUCCGAUGAAAAGGGCGUGCAGAAGCUCACUGAUGUAUUGGAAGAGUUGAAGGCGAUGGGUCCUCCCAAGAAUGCAGCGAACCCAAAUACGAAUUCGGAAUUCCCAUAA
Messenger RNA from Caenorhabditis remanei, 1050 nucleotides. RefSeq lists its product as uncharacterized. The coding region runs from base 1 to 1050 and encodes 349 amino acids. The transcript has 3 exons. The record is from RefSeq and is a predicted model, not a curated record. Gene Ontology annotation, molecular function: DNA binding. NCBI's taxonomy places the organism in Eukaryota, Metazoa, Nematoda, Chromadorea, Rhabditida, Rhabditidae.